This is a messenger RNA of Fusarium vanettenii 77-13-4, 1800 nucleotides long. RefSeq lists its product as uncharacterized. The coding region runs from base 1 to 1800 and encodes 599 amino acids. The transcript is spliced from 6 exons. NCBI's taxonomy places the organism in Eukaryota, Fungi, Ascomycota, Sordariomycetes, Hypocreales, Nectriaceae. The record is from RefSeq and is a predicted model, not a curated record.
AUGUCUUACCAAAUGCCCCCAAGAGACACAUCACCACAUCCAACAUUCAGACUCCACACCCCAGCAGUUGACUUUAUCGAGAACCGACUACCAGAAUACCAUGAAGCUUUCGAUGUCCGAAGGGUCCGCUACGAUGCCAGCCAAGGCCAGUUUGUCGCGCUUAUUCCGUCGCAGAGCCUGAUGGUCCCUGAUGCCUCACCUCCCACUCAGCCCAGACCAACGCCAGCUCCUGUGGCCGACAUGCAAUUCUGGGAUGAGAUAUUUCCCAGCGCCAUGGAACUCUUGAAGAACGAGACUCCCACUCAGACCAAGUACAGUGAAGAAUGGGGCAUACGACACUUGACGAAGUGGCAGGAGGUUGAAGCCAAGCUAGAAAAGGCUCGUCAAGUUUACGACUUUGAAACAGGGUCACAAAACGUCGGCAAGGUCAGGAGGAAAGUGAGAAACCUAAUGGAUGAUUACCACGUUAUCGCACAGCAAGCAACUAAGCUGGUUCCCAACUCUGAGAUUGCAACGCCCAUCGUUGGCGUCAUCAACCUCAUGGUGGAUGCCUAUAGCAAAGCAUCCCAAGUCCGACAGGAGGUCAACUCGAGCCUUGAAGAGUUGCCGGACUCGUUUUCCAAGAUGGACAUGUAUCUUCAGUCUUACCCGAAAGACGCCAACAUUAUCAAAGCCUCCACCGAUCUCGUGCUGGCCAUCUUCAAGGCCAUUGAGAACUCCAUCAAGUUUUACACCAGCAUUCAAGGCGAGGAAACCAAGAGAGCCGGGGUCGCAAUCCUCACAGGCCCGCAGUACCAAGCAAUCCUCGUCAAGAGUCUAACAGAGAUGAAGAGCUGCUGCAGUGAGUUGGAGAAUCAAGCACGAAUGUCUUUUGAUCACCGCAUGAUAGGCGACAACGAUCGCAUGUUCAGAGACCUUUCAACAAUCAUGCAGAGAAACACAGUAACAAACAUGGGUCUCGGUGCAAUUCUCCGCGAACAGCAAGCCCAGACAGCAGGCGUGCUUUGGAUGCAGGACAUGUUCAACUGUGUCCUAUCCAUCUUGAGUGAUAGAGAGAGAAACUGGCAACCAUAUUCUCCCGUUCCAUCAAGACCCGUAACUCCCCAGUCUAUCCAGAUGACAGAGCUCACACCUCGAGAACUAUGGUCUCGUCUCGGGAUCCCCAAUUUUGACGAGACAGACCUACAACACAUGGCAUCUCGCGCAGAAGAAAUGUUUCAUCAAGAUCAGGGUCGAGCUCAGCAAGUGGUCACAACGCAACUAUUCCGCAACUGGCUCGGUAGCCCUAACUCUUCCAAGCUCCUCGUACACGGCGACUUUAGAACCGCGGGAGACGUAUCCCCUUUCUCCACGCUCUGUGCCGUUCUCGCACACACAUUCAGAGAGUCUGGUCGGUACAUCAGCCUCGUCUUCUUCUGCGGUCGUCACCUCGCUUGGGAUGAACAUCACGGUGGCGCUGUCAUGAUACGGUCUCUCAUCGCUCAACUACUCCGUCAGUUCCCAGGACAGUACUUUCAACCUGAUGCCCAGAUGUUGAUGCAGAAUAUGGAUCUCAGGAGUGUUGAAUCCUUAUGCAGUCUCUUUACCCAUCUCCUCGGGCAAAUACCACCGACACCAGUUAUGUGCAUCAUCGACAGCGUCAACCUCUACGAGACAGAUGAUUACCUGGAUGACCUAGCGAGCGUGAUAUUGAGUCUAGUCAGCUUAGUGGAUGAUGGAAAUCGAGGCGGAAGACCCCCAUUCAAGCUACUUCUUACCAGUCCGCGACCUACUGUCGAAUCUACCUUGGAUCGGGAGUAA